Messenger RNA from Rhagoletis pomonella (apple maggot), 1451 nucleotides. RefSeq names its product obg-like ATPase 1. The transcript is spliced from 6 exons. The coding region runs from base 73 to 1266 and encodes 397 amino acids. Gene Ontology annotation, molecular function: GTP binding; ATP binding; ATP hydrolysis activity. Gene Ontology annotation, cellular component: cytoplasm. Lineage: Eukaryota; Metazoa; Arthropoda; Insecta; Diptera; Tephritidae. The record is from RefSeq and is a predicted model, not a curated record.
UAUAACUUUGUUUUAAUAGUUCAACUAAAUCCUGUGCAUUUGGCAGUAUUUUAAGCAGCAUAAACCAACACAAUGCCACCGAAAAAGCAUGAAGAACCCGAACGUAAACCACUAAUUGGUCGCAUUGGCACAAAUCUACGCAUUGGUAUCGUUGGUGUACCCAAUGUUGGCAAGUCAACGUUCUUCAACGUACUGACCAAAAGUGCUGCACCAGCGGAGAACUUUCCUUUCUGCACAAUCGAUCCAAAUGAGAGUAGGGUACCAGUGCCAGACGACCGCUUCGAUUUUCUGUGUGACUAUCACAAGCCGGUCUCGAAGGUGCCUGCCUUCCUCAAUGUGGUCGAUAUUGCCGGUCUGGUGAAGGGAGCGUCUGAAGGUCAAGGUCUUGGCAAUGCCUUCUUAUCGCACAUAAGCGCCUGCGAUGCUAUUUUCCAUUUAUGUCGUUCUUUCGAAGAUCCUGAUGUAACUCAUGUAGAAGGUGAAGUAGACCCUGUACGUGAUUUAGACAUCAUUUCCGAGGAAUUACGUCUAAAAGAUGAAGAGAAGUUACUGCAGAAUUUAGAUAAAUUAGAAAAGGUAGUUGCACGUGGUGGUGACAAGAAGCUCAAACCCGAAUACGAUGCAAUGUUAAAGAUUAAAGGCAUUUUAGUUGAUGAGAAAAAGCAUUUACGAUUUGCUGACUGGAAUGCACAUGAUAUUGAAACACUCAACAAAUAUAUGUUCCUUACAUCGAAACCAGUCAUUUACUUGGUAAAUUUAUCAGAGAAAGACUUUAUUCGCAAAAAGAACAAGUGGCUACCCAAAAUAAAAGAGUGGGUGGAUAAGUAUGAUCCCGGCGCAGUUAUAAUUCCAUUCUCUGGAGCAUUUGAGCACACAUUAGCUGAGAAAGAUGAUCUCGAGCGCAAGCAAUAUGAAGAGGAAGUCAAAUGCAAGAGUCAGCUGGACAAAAUAAUUGUUACUGGCUACAAAGCUUUACAGCUAGAGUACUUCUUCACAGCCGGACCAGAUGAAGUCAAGGCAUGGACUAUUCAGAAAGGAACAAAGGCUCCACAAGCUGCUGGACGUAUUCACACCGAUUUCGAAAAGGGUUUUAUUAUGGCUGAAGUAAUGCAUUUCAUUGACUUCAAAGAAGAAGGCUCAGAGGCUGCUGCCAAAGCAGCUGGUAAAUAUCGCCAACAGGGCCGUAACUACGUCGUUGAAGACGGUGAUAUAAUUUUCUUCAAGUUUAACGCCGGUGCUGGUCUAAAAGAUGCUAAGAAAAAAUGAUACUGUGUAUUUAUACUACUGUUUGCAAUGUUUUACAUAAAUUUAAUAAUGUAUUCUCAAAGUUUUCUAUUUGCUUGAAUUUGUAAUUUUGGCUAACUAUAUUCAUAAAAGUAUAAAAUAUGCUGGACAUUUGAAAUUUUUGAUUAAACAUUGCCCUAAGGCGAGGGGGAAACUAGCAGUUCUAA